Molecule: messenger RNA, 1973 nt
Organism: Orbicella faveolata
Lineage: Eukaryota; Metazoa; Cnidaria; Anthozoa; Scleractinia; Merulinidae
Source: RefSeq, a predicted model, not a curated record
GUUUUUCGUGAUAAGCUGAAGAUUGAGAGUAAGGUUUUAAUAUCAUUAUACAACCUGACCGUCCAGCAAGUCCACAGUAUGGCAGAGUUAUCACCUUUCAAACCAGUUGUGCACGUUUCGCCAAUUUGGCCAAAACGACAGCGGCCAAAAUCGUUCAAAAAAGUUGUAAGAAAUCUUGUCAAGGUAAUGAGGUUUGUGCAAAAAGUCAAACAUCUAGCAGACACUGAAAUAAGUGAGCAGAGCGAAGGCCUUGCUAAAGAAAUGCAAGAGAGAGAAGAGCGAUUGGAAAAGGUUAAAGGUCGUGCUAAACUUAAAGAGGAUGGUACUGAAGAAAGGAUCCUGACUGGCUGGAAGAAAUGCAGGCAACGGUCAAUAACAUAUUUACACUAUUUAGAGAAAAUGAGGCCCAUCACUGAAAACCAGUUGGGAAAAAACCUGACGAGAAACGCGUCGAGCUGGGAAAAGCUUCAUCACUUUACCAUGAAAGGAAAGAAGUUUCAGAAUUCUAUUUGGAUGAACAAGAUAGUAAACAAAUACAAACUGAACGAACCGUCAAAUAGAGUAGCUGAUGCCAUCACCAACAGAGGCGCCGACUGGAUUCUUGCGAAAGGAAGACCCAAUCAAGCUAACACAUGUUCCAGUACUACAUCAAAGGCUGCUGAACCAGCGCAGAGGAGUCAAAUGUCAUCUUUGGAUCCAAAACUCGAUCCAAGGUUUAAAAACUUGUUGCGUUCACUGACACCUAUUGAUUGCUAGAUUUGUUUUAAGGUGACGUCCCGUACGCAACAAGGUCACUCGAGAAGUUGACACUUACUGAACUUUAGUAAUGAAUGAAUGAAUCAUGAAUGAAUGACGAACGACCUCAUGUAAGUGUCAAAGAGUAUUUAGCUUUAGAAAAAACUUAUUGGGUUCUCUAUUUACACAUUGUCACUAGCUCUUGAUGUGGUCCUAAACCAUCACAGUCUAGCACGCAGCAUUUUAGCGAAUUCUCCUGUUAUUUCCUUCUAUGCAGAGAAAAUUUAAAACCACUCGCCCGAACAAAACAUGACACAGUGUCCUUGGUCGGGAUCGAAGCUGGGACUCCUGAUACACAGUUCAACGCAACAAAUAUUGGUCAAUAUUGUGGCCCCGUAGUACUAUAAUGAUAUAAUAAUAAUAGUAACUUCAUUUAACGAGGGAAACACUCUACACUCCUGGACUGAGAAACCUGUGGCCGUGAUUGAAGUUUCAGUGUAAGCUUCAGUAUCAGACUGCCGAUGUAUGAUGGCAUGUAAAAGGUUUUUCUUUCCCGUGAAACGUAUCUCUAUCCAGAGGGCCUAGAAAGAUGUGAUGGAUGUCUUUUCUAGAAUUACUGAUCCGCCUAGAUUAGCCCAAUAUCAGUUCACAUUUGUACUAAAUUUUUUAAUUAAAACAACUUAAAAUAAAGCGUGUAUAUAAAAGUGUGUAAAGUGUGUUGAUAAUUUAAAUCAUGUUCCUUCAUCAGUAAACCAAAAAUUUUAAUAAUGAAUGCGGGAUAUCAUUUAGUUACAUCUACCAUCAAAAAUUCUCAUUAACUUUCUACAUAGGUACAUGUAUGAAAAAUAACUGCGUACAAUAAAUCUAUUUGGAUCUUUUAAAGUACUUUUAUUCACAUGGAAAAGAAAGUUGCAUUGAGCUGUCUGUUUAUGAUUGAAGACCGCUGACUAGAAAUGACAAAAUGCUUUAUUUUAAAUAUCGACGCGAAGUUAGAAGAAUUAUUCAGACCACGGAUCUCACUCUCCACUAGCAUUUCUUCAGUUUAGUUGGAGAUUCGCAUAGUUUAUUCAGACUUUACCUAGACCUGUCAACUCCUAGACAAGCAGGAAGCCAGUCGCCUUGCUCAUACUCUCCUACCGUACCGCGUGCGUUCUUAGUGAAACUCAGGCUCCCUCCACACUACGCCAGUAGAAUUUGAAAAUGGAGGUUUCACUCUGAAAACACAUCAAAUGUUUUCC